CAAUCCCUCACUUACAGUGGUCCCAGGCCCCUUCCAGGAGAACUUUCGUGCUCAGUCAAUGACAGUACGGUAAUCAUUCCUUCACACCUUCCCCAGUUACACCAGGAAUUCCUACGCUACAGACAUUGCCGGGCAUUUCCAGCCCUACUGAGCCCUUCUCCUUGCGAGGAUGACCUCUAUCUCCUCUUGGCCAUCAAGUCCACAGCUACACAAGUAGAGCGUCGUGCUGCACUGCGGGACACCUGGGGUCACGCCGGUCGCAUCCAGGGUCGACGGGUGAAGCUUGUCUUCUUGAUGGGCCGCUCACAUGACAAGGUGGAGAGCUACAAGCUGCAGCCACUGCUGGAGUGGGAGAGCCGUCGCUACGCGGACAUCAUGCAGUGGGAUUUUGCGGACUCCUUCUUCAACCUGACCCUGAAGGAGGUCCGAUUCCUCAGCUGGUUCUCGGGCUCAUGCAGCAGCGCACAGUUUGUGUUCAAGGGCGACGAUGACGUGUUUGUGCACACAGAGAACCUGCUUGAGUUCCUGAAAGCCUACAAACCUGAGAAUCACCUGUUCACUGGAGAUGUCCUCCCUCGCUCCUUCCCCAUCCGACAUAGUUAUUCAAAGUACUUUAUCCCUGUUGAAAUGUACCCCAAUGAUAAGCCCUAUCCGCCCUACGUGGGUGGCGGUGGGUACCUGAUGUCAAGGCGGACGGUGCUGGGUCUGAAUGUAGCAGCCCAGAAUAUAGAGCUGUUUCCCAUUGAUGACGUGUUUGUUGGCAUGUGUUUGCAGCAAAUGGACAUUGUUCCCACACACCACAGGGGUAUUCUGACAUUUGGCUUCCAAAACGGCCUAAACCACUUUGACCCCUGUUUUUUUCGUGACAUCCUGCUGGUGCACAAGCUGAACCCUACUCAAAUGUGGGUCAUGUGGGCCCUCAUGCUGGACAGCAACCUGCCCUGUGGAAGGAGCAGGAAAACACUGUGAGGCAGGCCCACCACCCCCUGCCCUAUACGGCCAGCAUCAACUGUAAUCUGUGAAUAUGUUUGCAGAUUUUUCCACAGCGUUGACAAAAACGAUUUCCUUCAAAUUGUUUUUGUUUUUGUCACCUAUAGACUCAUCAUAUGUAAUCUGCCUAUUCUAUAGCCCAGUAUAUUUAUUUCUAUUUUUCUUACAUUUCUUAUAGCCCAGUAUAUGUAUUUCUAUUUUUCUUAUAUUUCCUAUUAGACUUAAUAUCUAAUGUUACAGGUCUAAGUGACCCCAAACUUUUGACCGUGUGUGUGCGUGUGUGUGCGUGCGUGGUGGAGGUGCAUGGUGGAGUUGCCGAAUGUAGAAAGAGAAUCUGAUACGUUUUGGGUAAAAGAUACCGGGAGAACUUGUUGAACCUGUUGGGUAAAACAGGGUGAACUUGUAAAAUCAUCAGGAUCUGAAGUAGAUUAUGGACCCUUUCAACAAUAAAAACAAAAACAAUGCUUGAACGUUCUAUUUGGGCCCCAAUCUACUUCCUCUGCAUUAAGAUAACAUAUGGAAUGUUAAAAAGGAAGUCUUGUGGGGCCAACUAUGAUGCUGAUAAUGGAACUCUCUUGAAAGGGUCCAUAGGCUGUUCAUUCAUGUACUCUAAAAACAGAUUGGUUAAACCUAGGCCUAAAAACUACUAAUAUUAUUGGUUAAGCCAAUAUUUUUUUUUUUAACAAAGGGCAGUUCCAGCAUCAUGGAAUCAUAUGGUAGGCUAAACAAAACCCCCUAGCAUGGACUUAGAAUCAGUGAAUUCAUUUCCAUAACUUUGAAUGUAACCUCUGUCCUCUGAAUACUGACAAAUCCUUAAAUUUCAUCAUUUACUACAUCCUAAGAAUACAUGGUAUUUCAUCAGUGUCAUGGACGUGACAUGAAAUAGACACACUUUUAUGAGGGAUUACAGGUUUUCUACAAAAACUGUUUUUCAAACUAUGCGUCAUUUUUGUAUGCAUUAGGGAAAAUGUUGGCGUUGCUUCUGAAUGGUUGCACAUUUAUGAUGUAAAAAGAGUAAUUUUCCAUCAAAUUCAAUCAGAUCAGUUACAAAAAAUAAAAUAUAGACAUUUUAACAACA
Molecule: messenger RNA, 2068 nt
Organism: Alosa alosa (allis shad)
Lineage: Eukaryota; Metazoa; Chordata; Actinopteri; Clupeiformes; Clupeidae
Product: N-acetyllactosaminide beta-1,3-N-acetylglucosaminyltransferase 4-like
Exons: 1
Cellular component (GO): membrane
Molecular function (GO): hexosyltransferase activity
Source: RefSeq, a predicted model, not a curated record